Prunus persica (peach) is the source of this 2404-nucleotide messenger RNA. RefSeq names its product transcription factor GTE7. The record is from RefSeq and is a predicted model, not a curated record. The transcript is spliced from 4 exons. Lineage: Eukaryota; Viridiplantae; Streptophyta; Magnoliopsida; Rosales; Rosaceae. Gene Ontology annotation, molecular function: protein binding. Bases 222 to 1925 code for a protein of 567 amino acids.
GCUCAGAUUAGGGUAAAAUCCCCAAACCCUAACUUCUUUCUACACAUACCUUCUGUAUCUCUCUUCCCCAAUAGCUGACGGCGCGUGGGAUCAAUUGAUGGCGCGUGUGGGUCACGCCUAGGCCGAUUCAUGGUGCCUGGUCCAUCACCUGCAUUGAGAAUCCCUAGCCGGAGCUCAGCUGGAACCCUACCCGAGGACGAAGCUUCGAAAACCGUACAGCUAUGGCGUCCGCCGUCUUAGCGAACCGGAACGAACCCAAUUGGCCGCAGCAGCCCCGAGGUGGAGGAGCCGGAGCCGGAGGAUUCAUGGGGAAGGUCCCCUUUUCUUCUUCAAACAGUAACCGUAACCCUAACCCUAACAAGCGACAAUUCAAAGCUGACCGGCCCGAUUUCAACGAUGAGUCGCCGGCCGUCACCCAGACAGCCUCAGACGACGCGUCUUCGAUCAACCACCAUCGCCGAUCAAACACAAACGACAUGAAUUUCGUACAGGCCCAAUACGUCAGCUUCAACAUCGCGAGCUGUUCGAGAAAGGAGCUGGUGGAGCUAAAGGGCCGUCUUCUCUCGGAGCUAGACCAGAUUCGCAUUCUCAAGAAUCGAAUCGAAGCCGGCGACUUCAACCCUAAGCCGCCCCACAAGAAGCCCAUCGGCAACAAGAAGAUUGCUGGGUCGAAACGACCUUUGCCGAUUGCUCACGGAAAGGAAUCAAAUUCCAAUUCCAAGCGGUCUCAUUUGGAGAAUGGGAAUUUGAUGAAGAAUUGUGGCUUGAUUUUGUCCAAGCUGAUGAAGCACAAGCACGCAUGGAUCUUCAACAAGCCAGUCGACGUUGUGACUAUGGGGCUUCACGAUUACUACGACAUAAUCAAGAAUCCCAUGGAUCUUGGCACCGUGAAGACGAAUCUCGCCAAGGGUAUCUAUUCUUCGCCGUUCGAUUUCGCUGCAGAUGUGAGAUUGACUUUUGAGAAUGCUAUGCGGUACAAUCCCCAAGGACACGAGGUCUAUGGGUUUGCCGAUCUGCUUCGAUUGAGGUUUGAGGAGUUGUUUCAGCCUCUGAACGAGAAAUCGGGAGAUGGGUUUCGGUCGGAAAAGGGUUCUGACGAGGAGUUGCAGGCGAGUUCUUGGAACCAUGUUGAGCCGGAGAGGGUUCCAAAGAGGGAGACACCUGUACGGAUCGAGAAAAAGCCUGAGCUUGUUCGGCCUCCCCCAGUUCGAGCGCCGCCGGUUCAGGCCCCAGUGAGCUCAUCGAACCCAGACCCAUCAUUGGUGCAAUCGUCACCGGUACGGAAGAAUUCACAGGUAAAGGGCCCAGGUGUGAAGCCGUUGAAGCAGCCUAAGCCCAAGGCUAAGGACCCAAAUAAGAGGGAGAUGAGUAUGGAGGAGAAGCACAAGUUGGGAGUUGGGUUGCAGAGUUUGCCUCAGGACAAGAUGGAGCAGGUUGUGCAGAUUAUAAAGAAGAGGAAUGGGCAUUUGAAGCAGGAUGGGGAUGAGAUUGAGCUUGACAUUGAGGCGGUUGAUACAGAGACCCUUUGGGAGCUUGAUCGGCUUGUGACCAAUUGGAAGAAGAUGGUUAGCAAGAUUAAGCGGCAAGCAUUGAUGGGCAACAACAGCAACAGCAAUAGCAACAUUGCUUCCAACAGAGGCCACGAGGAAUUACCUGCAAGUGAGAAAGUUGAUGUUGCAGCAACUACAGAGCCAAAGAGGGCAAAGAAAGGUGAAGCAGGAGACGAAGAUGUGGACAUUGGUGAUGACAUGCCAAUGAGCAGCUUUCCACCAGUUGAGAUUGAGAAAGAUGUUGGGGGAGGCCAUGCCAGUAGUGAUAGCUCAAGUAGCUCCAGCAGUUCCAGCAGUGGUUCCUCCUCAUCAAGCGAUUCAGAUUCUGGUAGUUCAUCAGGGAGUGACUCAGAUGAUGAUAAUGCUCAGUCCUAGGUGCGUUCUGCAUUGAAUUGAAGGACAUUGGAGAGAAGACCAAUGUGGGGGAAGCUGGCUGGAGAGCAUGCUUUCCAUGUGGGAAGGGCCUUUUGAAUGGGAGUGGAUCGUGUUGAUGAGGUCUCAGAACUGCGCAAAAGUAAAUUUGUGAACUUUGUUGCGUGGUGGUUCUUGCUUGCAAAUUGGAAGUGAGCAUUGGUUGUUUUGCUUGGAGGUGUAAAAAAAAAUUGUGAAAUGAUGAAAAAAUUGUUGUAGGUGAGUAGGUAGUGAAACAGAGUUAGUGGAAAGAAGAAGAGAGUUAGUGAGAGAAGCUUAGAGAUUUGAAACACUUUGUACACAAUUUACAGAGAGAGCUAGUACAUAAUUUUCCCCAAUUACUGAUGCUCUUGUGCCGUUGUUGUCUUUUUCUAUUUGUCCGACAUCUUUUGCUUGAUCAAUGAAUGAAGCAUAUAAGAGGCAAGGGACCUUUUUGGUGAAUA